AUGGGUCCGAAGGCAAUCGACGAAGGCGAAGAUCUUCUUAGCCAUUACGGAAUUUUUGUUCUAAUUUACAAGCUCAGUACCCUAAAAACGUGUUCAGGCCUUUCGUUGCAGACACAAGAGCUCACGGCUAUCGUUCUAGCUGUUCGGAUUUCUUGUAGCCCCGUUAUUGGAUACAACGUCCACACUGUUCUCGACAUUGCUGCAUUCGUGGCUACUGCUUGGGUAAUUUACAUGAUGCGGUUUAAGCUAUACAAAUCAUACAACGAGCAUCUCGACAAAACACCCAAAUCUUAUUUGUUGAUUCCUUGUGCUAUCAUGGCCGUAUUUGUUCACCCCAACAGUGUUAUUCCUCUAUUCUCCAAGAUGAAGUGGGCAUUUGGUGUGUACUUGGAAGCCAUUGUAGUGUUUCCUCAACUUCGGAUGAUGCAAAGAACAAAGAUGAUCGAACCAUUUACUGCCCAUUACGUGUUUGCACUAGGAGUGUCGAGAUUUUUUGGGGCUGCUUAUUGGAUUCUACGGGUGUAUGAAUCUACUGAAGCGUAUCUGUUCUUACUUGGACGUGGCUACUUUUGGGUCCCGAUGGUUUUGGUAUCAGAGGCUGUUCAAACAUUCAUAUUGGCAGACUUCUGUUACUAUUAUGUUAAGAGCAUCGUGAGCAGCAAUCUUUUGGUAAAAGUGCCACAGGUCUAACACAGUUUCCAAAUUGUUAAUUGGAACAUUUUUGAAGAUCAUGGAGUCGAAGCUCGAUCAUGGUUAUAGAUAUAUAGGUUUCAUGGCGCUUGUAAAUUUGUUAUUUUGGUGCUGUCAGACUGAAAUGUCCGGUCAUUUGUUAGUCUCAUUCCGGUGACAUUUAUUUACUUGGUCAAUUUUGUCAUUAGAUUGAGAUUUUAUGCUUAAAUCUGGUGUACUUUUUGUGCUUCAUGUAAUUGUUUUCAAUUAUAACAUGAAAAUU
Molecule: messenger RNA, 952 nt
Organism: Lactuca virosa
Lineage: Eukaryota; Viridiplantae; Streptophyta; Magnoliopsida; Asterales; Asteraceae
Source: the annotation of a GenBank genome assembly